Messenger RNA from Coregonus clupeaformis (lake whitefish), 2146 nucleotides. Its product is annotated as aprataxin and PNK-like factor. Gene Ontology annotation, cellular component: nucleus; site of double-strand break. Bases 132 to 1688 code for a protein of 518 amino acids. NCBI's taxonomy places the organism in Eukaryota, Metazoa, Chordata, Actinopteri, Salmoniformes, Salmonidae. The transcript is spliced from 11 exons. The record is from RefSeq and is a predicted model, not a curated record. Gene Ontology annotation, biological process: double-strand break repair. Gene Ontology annotation, molecular function: DNA-(apurinic or apyrimidinic site) endonuclease activity; protein binding; 3'-5' exonuclease activity.
UCGUCGAUGAGGAGUGACGCAAUCUGACGUAAGACAAUGCACGCUCUCUACAUAACAGCCCGGAAGUUUCUGAAGAAAUCGCUUAAGUUUUCACGUUUUUCUCAGCACCAAGCUACCGAGAACAGUCGCAGAUGGCGGGGUUCGAUCUCGUGCCUGUAGAUGGUGGCAGUCCAAUACACCUGCCCGAGGGGGAGACACUGCUGGGAAGGGGUCCAUUCCUUGGCGUCAGCGACAAAAGAGUCUCUAGACACCAUGGCCUCCUUGAGAACCUGAAUGGGCAGCUGCGCAUCAAACCUACUCAUGUGAACCCCUGCUUUUGUCAGUCAUCACUGGAUGACCCCCCACAACCCCUAGACAGGAACCAGUGGCAUAAACUUGGACAGGGACACAUCAUCUCCCUUCUUCCUGGGAAGUACAUCUACAAGGUGGUGGCCGUGGGUGGAGAAGAUGGAACACCCAGAAACAGUCAAGCUCUUCAAGAUGAAGAAGAGGCUGUUAUUAAGUCUCCUCCUGCCUCUCCUAAACCAAGUGACGAACCCGCUAACCACACUCGACAGGGCAAGGGGUGGACACCACGCUCCCAUGAACAAGAAUCUAGACUGGGAGGUAGUGUGGAACAGAAGGAGCCAGAUGAACAGCUACCCAACCGACCUACCUCAAACCAGACGGAGACUGGGGUAGCUGAAGCAGAAAAGGACAAGAACGAGCCAAAACUCGAACCAAAGAAAAGAGUAUUACCUGCUUGGAUGAUGGUACCCAUUGCAGCUCCAAAGAGCCCCACCACCAAAGUUUUAGGUGAUGGAAAUCGAGGCAGAGGAACCGCAACCCGAACGACAAGCACCAACCAGGGCGUUGCCAAACGGGCCAGGGACACAGCGCCCUUGUCAGGGGAGGAGGAGUCUGAACACAGCGAGGCGGAGCCAACGCCCAGGAAGAGAGUGAGGAGGAAGAAGAGUGACGAGGAUGAGGACGACGAUGAGGAGGAGGAGGUCCAGUCUAAAACAGCAUUUAAAGCCAGGCAGCAGGUGAAGCCUAGUAAAGUAGAGGAGAGCGAGGAGUCUGACCACUUUGACGUGGAGGAGGAGGAGGACGAUGGAGAGAAGAGAAGAGGAGGAGGAGGAGAAGCUUCCACAUCGAAAGGCAGCAGCACUUCUACGAGCAGAGCGGAGGCCAGAGAGUCCGAGGACAGGGGGAGACAGCCUCCGAACGGUCAAAAGGUCGGCAAGGGGCCUCAGGGGGCAGGUGACGUUUCAGGCCCCGCCCAGUCCAAAGCUCGGCUCAGGACGACCUGCCCCUAUGGAAAGGACUGUUACAGGAAAAACCCAGUCCACUUCCAAGAAUGCAGUCACCCCGGCGACAGCGACUACGAGGAGGAUUCCGCGAAAGAAGAGGAGGAAGAGGAGGACGCGGACCGACCUGAGUGUCCGUACGGCACAGACUGCUACAGGAAAAACCCUCUUCACUGGAAGGAAUACAAACACACCAAGAAGACACGAGCAAAAAAGCCGGUGUCAUACAACAACGAUGAUGAUGAUGAUGAAUUUGGGGACGAUGACAGCUUCAUCAAUGAUGAGAGCGAGGACAUUGGUGAAGACUCUGACUAUGAGCCACCUGACUCAGAUGACAGUGGCAAGGAGGACCUCAAAAGACUCAAGAAAGAAGCCAAGGCCUUCACAAAGCCGAAAUGAACUAUUGGCCUAAACUGGACUAAUCUCCCCUUACCUGUUUUAAACUAAGCAUGCUAUUUAAGUGGGGCUGAAGCGCGUUUGGGUAUACCUUUUUUCCUCUAUUCAAACACACUUGGAAUCCAGCAGGUCUAGAAUCUCGAAUAAUAUUAGUCCCUGUGCUGGGAAAAUACAGUCAGCAAUUUACCCCAUCAGUUGGGAAGAAUCAAUAAUGGGAUUCUUGACUGAUUUAGAUUGUUUGUCUAUGAUGAUGUCAUAUUGCUGACCUUUUUAAAAGUGAUUGAAUUUAUGUGUGAUACACAAUGAUACUUUCUUGGAUAGUAAUUCAUCACUAGCAUUUUUGAGGUGUAGGAAAUCUUGGUUAUUGGUUUGUUUGAAUAGUAUGGACAAGCAGUUUUUUUUUUUUACUUCCUUUAAAAAUCAUUGAUCAGUGCCUUCAGAAAAUAUUCACACCCCUUGAC